UCUAUGGGGCAGGGAGAGACCAAAGUUUGGAGGGGGUCCCUGUGGAGAUCUAUGGGGCAGGGAAGUUCUGUGGGGCAGGAGAAUCCUGGGGGUAAAUCCGUGGGGCAGGAGGGGUCUCUGGGGGGAUCUAUGGGGCAGGGGGACUCAGAAGGUGGGGAGGGGUCGCCAUUGCAGGAGCAGGUGGAGGCGCAGGUGAGGGAUGGCCGGGCCCUGGCGGUCCUGGGAUGGUGGGAGCUGCUCCGGGGCCUGCUGGUGUUCGCCCUCUGCUCCCACCCCCGGCUGCAGCAGGACCCUGAGGCGCUCCUGCGGGCGUCCCGCCGGGUCCUGGGUGCCCGCCUGUGGCGGGCCCUUCUCUCCGUGUCCCUCUGGGGACAGUUUGCUGUCGGCCGGAGCCCGGCGGCCGUGCGGGAGCUGGGCCAGCGGCUCCGGGCGCGUGGCCUGCGCCCUUUGCUGGCCCUGCCCAUCGAGGGCGAGGGACCCGACGGCGAGGGCGAGGCCUGGUUCGAGCAGAACUGUGGGGCAGCCCUGCAGUGUGUGGGGCUGGCGGCCGCCGCGGGCCCCGAGCCCGCCAUGCAGCUCAAGGUGACGGCGCUGCUGAGCCAGCGGCUCUGC
This is a messenger RNA of Passer montanus (Eurasian tree sparrow), 612 nucleotides long. RefSeq names its product hydroxyproline dehydrogenase-like. The annotation marks the transcript as partial. Gene Ontology annotation, cellular component: mitochondrion. NCBI's taxonomy places the organism in Eukaryota, Metazoa, Chordata, Aves, Passeriformes, Passeridae. The record is from RefSeq and is a predicted model, not a curated record. Gene Ontology annotation, molecular function: FAD binding; proline dehydrogenase activity. The transcript is spliced from 3 exons.